AUGAAAGAAUUGGAUUCAAUCCGAGAAAUUUCUAUUGUUGCUCUUAAAACAACUCCAUCUUACUAUAGUACAUUAGAAAAAAUAGUUGGAAAUCUACGUGAAUCAACACGAAAUGCUGAACAGUUGUUGAAAAAUUUAUUUGAAGCAGCAAGAAAUGUUGAUUAUGAUGAGCUCACAAAAUGUCUUCUGAAUUUAAACGGUGCCAAAUGGAUAGAAAAGUAUCGACCUGGAGAAUACUCAGAUGUCAUUAGUGAUGUUAAAAAGAAACUUAUUGAACAUAUAAAAAAUAUGAAAGUAUCUAUUAAGGAUAUGCCUUUAGAUCUUGAAGAUUACGACAAAAUCAACUCUGCAUAUAAAAAAGUAUCAGAAAUGAAUAAAAUGAAAUGUUUUGAGGAAAUUUUUAGCGAUAUAACUCAACAUUUAGAAGAAGUGAAUGAUUGGUUUGAGAAUACAAUAAGUGUUAUCUGUACUACUAUUAAAGAUUCAUUUAGUAUAGAAAAAUGGAAGCAACAAGAAUACAAAAGCUUAGAUUUCAAUAAAGCUGAAAAAACAUUGCAUUAUUUAGAUGCUUGUAAAAAAGCUAAAUUUUUAUUCAAAAAUAAUUGUAUGUUUAUCCUUAGUAGUUUAGAAGAAUAUAUCCGAGAUCAUAGUGAUUUUGUUCAAAAUCAAAUGGAAAGUUGUUUUGAAAACAUCAAACAAUUUCAAAAUACGAAUGAAAAGGAAAUAUCCGAUGAAACUCGCAUACUAUCAAAUCGACUUCAUGAAGUUUCUGAAGUGAAAACAAACUGUUCUCGAGUUUUUUCUUUUUUCUCAAAAAAAGACAUACUUGAACAUUGGCAACAGAAAUUAUCAUCUCAUCGAACUGAAUUAGCAGAAAAAAUGGAAAAACUUCGUCACGCAGGACAAGUUGUGGCUUUAAAGAAUGAACUAUUGAUUGUCAAAAUAUUAAAUAGACUAGAUUUUUUUCUGAAAAAUGAAAAGUAUAUCGAUAUCUAUACGAAAUAUCAAAGUGUAUUGUUUUCAAAAAUCGAUAAUGUUUCUAAAAAUGUAUCAGAGUCUAUUGAAAAACAUCAAUAUGACCGAGUUGCUCGUGAAAUGACAAAUUUAAAAUCAUCAGGUGAUGAUGGAGAACAUCAUUUGGAGCAAAGUAAGCAAGCACUUAAUCGAGGCUUGAAUAUCUUCAUUGAAGAUACCAAGCAUCAAGCAAUAAUGCUUGGAAAUAAUAUAGAAACAAAAACUAUAGAACCAAUAGUAGAAAAUUUAAAACGAAUUCAAAAAGAAAG
Molecule: messenger RNA, 1283 nt
Organism: Rotaria sp. Silwood2
Lineage: Eukaryota; Metazoa; Rotifera; Eurotatoria; Philodinida; Philodinidae
Source: the annotation of a GenBank genome assembly